Pteronotus mesoamericanus is the source of this 2303-nucleotide messenger RNA. It is a transcript of the gene FGR, whose product is annotated as FGR proto-oncogene, Src family tyrosine kinase. NCBI's taxonomy places the organism in Eukaryota, Metazoa, Chordata, Mammalia, Chiroptera, Mormoopidae. Gene Ontology annotation, biological process: integrin-mediated signaling pathway; protein phosphorylation; cell surface receptor protein tyrosine kinase signaling pathway. Bases 206 to 1786 code for a protein of 526 amino acids. The record is from RefSeq and is a predicted model, not a curated record. Gene Ontology annotation, cellular component: extrinsic component of cytoplasmic side of plasma membrane. Gene Ontology annotation, molecular function: signaling receptor binding; ATP binding; non-membrane spanning protein tyrosine kinase activity. The transcript is spliced from 13 exons.
GCCAGCUCAACCCUCUCACCUCACCCUGGGACUUCUCUUUCUUCUCAGCCCUGCCACUCCUCCUCCCUCAGCUUUAGAGGUGCUUUCAGGGGCUUGACCGCAUUUGAUGCUCAGAAGCAACUUCAUGAGGUCUCUGGCCCCUCCCCAGGACCAUGCCGCAGCUCCACUGACCGAGGAGUAGGGGCCUCAGGGCAGGACACCUGGAAUGGGCUGUGUGUUCUGCAAGAAGUCAGAGCUGGGGCCCAAGGAGGAUGUUGGCCUGGAGGGGGAAUUCAAGAACUACGGGGCUGCGGACCGCUAUGGCCCUGACCCUACUCAGACCUGGCCUGCGCCCUCCUUUGCCCAGAUCCCCAACUACAACUUCUCCACUCAGCCCACCAGCCCCGCCUUCCUCGAUGGGAGCAUGGUCAGGGGCAUGUCAGGGAUUGGGGUGACCCUGUUCGUCGCCCUGUAUGACUAUGAGGCUCGGACAGAAGAAGACCUCACCUUCACCAAGGGCGAGAAGUUCCACAUCCUGAACAACACUGAAGGUGACUGGUGGGAGGCUCGGUCCCUCAGUUCAGGACAAACUGGCUACAUUCCCAGCAACUACGUGGCCCCAGUGGACUCCAUCCAGGCUGAAGAGUGGUACUUUGGAAAGAUGGGGAGGAAGGAUUCCGAGAGGCAGCUGCUCUCCGCAGGCAACCCCCGGGGAGCCUUUCUCAUUCGGGAGAGUGAGACCACCAAAGGCGCCUACUCGCUGUCCAUCAAGGAUUGGGACCAGACCAGAGGCGAUCACGUGAAGCAUUACAAGAUCCGAAAGCUGGACACGGGUGGCUACUAUAUCACCGCGCGGGCCCAGUUUGACUCGGUGCAGGAGCUCGUGCAGCACUACAUGGAGGUGAAUGAUGGGCUGUGCUACCUGCUCACAGCACCCUGCACCACCAUGAAGCCGCAAACACUGGGCCUGGCCAAGGACGCCUGGGAGAUCAGCCGCAGUUCCAUCACGCUGGAGCGCCGGCUGGGCACUGGCUGCUUCGGGGAUGUGUGGCUGGGAACAUGGAACGGCAACACGAAGGUGGCAGUGAAGACACUGAAGCCGGGCACCAUGUCCCCGAAGGCCUUCCUGGAGGAGGCGCAGAUCAUGAAAUUGCUGCGACAUGACAAGCUGGUACAACUGUAUGCAGUGGUGUCAGAGGAGCCCAUUUACAUCGUGACAGAGUUCAUGUGCCAUGGUAGCUUGCUGGAGUUUCUCAAAGACCAAGAGGGCCAGGAUUUGAGCCUGCCCCAGUUGGUGGACAUGGCAGCCCAGGUAGCUGAGGGCAUGGCCUAUGUGGAGCGCAUGAACUACAUCCACCGAGACCUGAGGGCAGCCAACAUCCUUGUUGGGGAGCGGCUGGUGUGCAAGAUCGCUGACUUUGGGCUGGCCCGUCUCAUUGAGGAUGAUGAGUACCACCCCCGGCAAGGGGCGAAGUUCCCUAUCAAGUGGACAGCCCCAGAGGCUGCCCUGUAUGGCAGAUUCACCAUCAAGUCAGAUGUGUGGUCCUUUGGAAUCCUACUCACUGAACUCAUCAGCAAGGGCCGAGUCCCUUACCCAGGCAUGAAUAACCGGGAAGUGUUGGAACAGGUGGAGCAUGGCUACCACAUGCCAUGCCCCCCAGGCUGCCCCGCAUCCCUGUAUGAGGUCAUGUUGCAGACCUGGCGUCUGGACCCGGAGGAGAGGCCUACCUUCGAGUACCUGCAGUCCUUCCUAGAGGACUACUUCACCUCCACAGAACCCCAGUACCAGCCUGGGGAUCAGACAUAACCUGUUUGGGCAUCUGCCACCUCUUUAGGGGUACCCACCAGCUCUUUUCAAUCCCCAGGGCUCUGGUCCCAAAGCUCCCAGGCUUAGAACCCUAUAGAGUCCUAGCAUGUCAGAGCAAACAGGUUAAUCUGAUGUCAUUGAGGACAAUCCACUCAUUUUAAGGAUGAACAAACUGAGGCUCAGAGAUCAUCCUUCACCGUUUUACCCAAGGCACUAUUUCUCUCUUUCCAAAUUAGGACCCUACAUGCCUCUAGUCUCCCUUCUCCCCCCACAAAAAAAGAGAAAUACUCAGACCUUGUCUAGUUAUUUAUAAAACUGUGUAUCCUUUCCCUCACUUACCCCUACCCCCCACAUCCUUGCAUUCCUACCCUUCAUCCCACCCUGGUCCAGGACCCCAGAAUUCACCUCCUACUGAAUGCUCUUGUGUCUGUAAGUUACAAAGAGAGGGAAGGACUUUGCUGGAUCCCUUUCCUGCUGGGUGUACCCUAUAGUUCAGGACUGGGGUCCAAGGCCAAGA